Molecule: messenger RNA, 426 nt
Organism: Acyrthosiphon pisum (pea aphid)
Lineage: Eukaryota; Metazoa; Arthropoda; Insecta; Hemiptera; Aphididae
Product: death-associated inhibitor of apoptosis 1-like
Exons: 2
Cellular component (GO): nucleus; cytoplasm
Source: RefSeq, a predicted model, not a curated record
AUGAUCAUAACUGUAGCAUCAUCAGAUGGGAAGGAUAAUUAUAGCAUAGACACACCUGCUGAGGAAGACCGAAGACAAUUAAUAAAUCUGAUUUCGUCUACUAACACAAUGGACUUACCAGAUUUAGAAAAUAAUGAAUUAAACAAUUAUAAAGGAAUUAAUAGUGAUGAAGACAUUCUUUUGCAUUCGGUGGAAGAGAACUCAGAUCCACAAUAUCCUAUGUAUUCAAGCUUUUUAUCAAGGUUGAAAACAUAUGAUUCACGUUCACCACAAUCAUACCAAGAUAAAUAUUCAUUGGCUCAAUGUGGAUUCACUUACACUGGUACGGAUGAUUUGGUUCAAUGUUACUACUGCGGGUUAUUGUUGGGAAAAUGGGAAAAAAAUGAUGAACCAUGGAGUCAACACGCCUUGCAUAACCCUAAAUGC